AUGUUGAAGAUAAUUUACUACAAUUCUUUCAAACGGCUCUUAUCCACACUUGCGCCUUCGAUUGGUCUCGAAAUCCAUGUGCAAUUAAAGGCCAAUUCCAAAUUGUUUUCUGAUGCCCCUGUUACUGAUGGUGUGGCCUGCGGUAGUAAUCAAACUGUGGCGUUGUUCGAUUUAGGCACUCCUGGUACACUUCCCACAGUGAAUGAAAACAGUGUAAAGGUCUGUGAUUUUGCGCAACUUUAUUUAACCGUUGUAUGGCGAAGCCCGACAACUUGAAUUAAAUUUUAAUUUCAGUUAGCUCUCAAAGCUUCAAUGCUAUUGAAUUCGAGUGUAUCUCAUGAAUGCAGAUUUGACAGGAAGCACUAUUUUUACCCAGACAUGCCUAUGGGAUAUCAGAUCACUCAGAAUGAGCUUCCUAUUGCCAAAAGUGGCCAUUUCGAUUAUUAUGUAAGGCAAUCGCGAAACAAAAUGAAGCGGGCCACAAUAAAGCAGGUCCAGCUAGAGAUGGACAGUGGAAAACUGAUUCACAAUCAAGGAUAUGACUUAAUAGAUCUGAACCGAGCUGGUAUUGGACUUAUUGAAAUUGUGACCGAGCCAUGCUUUGAAGGUCCGAUUGAUGCCUCAGCUUUUGUCGAGAAUCUCCGAUGGGUAUUGGCUGUAAACGACAUUUCGGACUGCCAGAUGCAUCGUAAGUCUAUAACACGUCAUUAAAAAGACCAGGUGGACAACUCAGAGUUGAUGCAAAUGUUUCCGUCGCCCCUCCGGGAUCUAAGGGAAAUGUCGUCGAAAUAAAGAAUAUAAACAGUUUUGUGGAUAUCGAAAAAACCUUAAAAUACGAAAUUAGACGACAAGUAGAUGUCAUAAACAACGGCGGGACUAUUGAAACAGAAACAAGAGGCAUUGUCGAUGGGUAGGAGAUCAUCCUUACUUUUAACCCUUUGGAUACAAAUAUGGACAACCGGCAACAAAUGGUUACAUAAUGACCACUAAUACCACUCUUUCCGCUCGGUAAAUUCUUAGCUUCGGGCAAAAUAUCCUUUUGUCUCCAAAAAAAUGUCCUUGCUAAACUGAGGUAGUUCGCUACAUUUCAAGAGUCUUUACCAGAUAUUGCCACGGCUCCGGAGCCGGCUCUUGGCUCCGGCUCCGAGCAAAAUCUGUAAAUCACCUCCCAUGUGUGUAAUCAUGUAUAACCGGUUGACCCCAUUCGUAUCUAACAAUAAAGGGUUAACAACCUGAUUUAGGAAAACAGUGUCAUCGAGAGAAAAGGGAGAAGGCCAUGAUUAUCGCUUUCUUCCAGAACCUAACAUUCCCCGAAUAAAGAUCGAAAAGGAGUGGUUGACACAGCUGAGAGAAGAACUCCGCCCGGCAUCUUAUGUUCAUUACAUCGAGAAGCUUGGAUUCACUGUUGAUUAUACAUUCGACUUACUUUACGAUGACAAUUUACGGAGAUUUGUGGACGCCGUUUUGUUGAAUAUCCAUUCAGAACAUUCAAAGUUUGAGCCAUUGUUACACGAGUUCCCAAAAAUACUGGUAGAAUGUGGGGGAACAUUUCCACCGCCAGAAGGUAACUUUCCAUGGGCCCAUCAAUGAAUUUUCAGCAAUGAUAUCCACCUAUACGACACUCAUCAAAUAUCUUAUUGAGGCAAAAAUCACCCGACUCACUUUCAUCGAUUUGGUGAAGUUUUACUUAACAGGAGACACGACUGCUGUGGAUAAGGUAAUCGAAGUGUUUCACGCAUUAUCCUCGCAUAUUUUUUGGCAUUCACUGAAUUCUUGAUUUUUUGCCAAGUUUUCGAUUUCGGAAUUGCGUGCCUGGGGUUAGGGUUCGGAAAAUUGGGGUAUAUUCACAGGGUAUAUUCCCGGGUGUGUUGCGAAAUCUCGGGUAUAUUCGGGUAUUCAUACAAUUAGCCCAAUAUAGUACCAAUACAUAUGAAGUCGUUUGCAACUUAUUCAUUAACUUAAUCACGUUUGGGCUGAUAUUUUUGAUUUUCCCAACUACAACGAACAAAACAAGUACUUUAACAAUGAAAAAGUUUAACAAUCCAAUAUUUCGCAGUCAGAUCUGGAUUUUUUUCCCUUUCAUCUUCCGACUCCGGCAACUGGAUGACUAGUUUUCGACCUCAAAACCAAGUUUUGAACGAAAAAAAGCAAAUUAUGACAAAAUGUCAACAUUCAUUGAUUUUUUAUGACCAAAAUUCCACUUUUUUUACAUUUUUUAAUUGUAAAACUUUGAAAAUUCCCAUAAAUACCCGAAAAUAUCCGUACUUUGUAUGUUGGACAUACAGUACACCGAACUUUUUUUGUGAUGCUGACGUCCGAUUUUUAUAGAUUCCACCGUCGUAUGGCACACACGACUCUAAACCGUGGUAAUCGUUACAAAAAAUUUAAGAAAUCACUGAUCUUGCUGUUACAGUAACCACUUAUCUGCGCACGACAUGUUACAGUAUGCUUAGGUCUAAAUAUUUUGAAUUUCUUAGUGAAAAUAGUUUGUGAGGGUCGUACAACAUAGAUAAAACAUUAAAUUUUGUUUUUAAAAUAAUCUGCGUAAAGUUUAGCCGAGAAUAAAUCGAGGUGUACUGUAUGUCCAACAUUAAAAGUGCCAUAAUUCCAAAACCACCCCUUUUAUUUUCUUAAAUUUUUGAUAUGUUGUUACACAUAUGUCAAGGUGUUUUUGAAAGGUUUCAAAAGUUGAGACAAGUUGAAUGCCGGAAAGUUAUAUUGAACAUGGUAUCUUGACAUUUCUCAAACCGGUCGAAGGCUAAAUCCUAGAACAAAACUGUCAAUUACAAAAAUUUUUCCCAUAAAAAUCGAAAACGUAUACUGGCAAGGUUUUCGGUUGUCCUACUCCAAUUUUAGAAAAAAUGAAAUUUUUAUAUACCUUACCGGCAACAUUAAAAGUACCAUAACUCCAAAUCCCCCCCCCUUUUAUUUUUCUGAAUUUUUGAUAUGUUGUUCCAUACAUAUCAACGUAUUUUUCAGAGGUUUCAAAAGUUGAGACAAAUAGAAUGCCGAAAAGUUAUAUUACACAUGGUACCUUGGUAAUUUUCGAAGUAGGCGAAAACUACAUCCUACAGAAAAAGUGUCAAUUACAAAAAUUUUCGCCAUGGUCGAAAACGUAUUUUGGCAAUGUUUCCGGGUCUUCUACACCGAUUUUGAAAAAAAUGAUUUUUCGAAAUACCGUAUCGGCAAGAUUCAAAGUACCAUAACUCCAACCCCCCCCCCCCUUUUUUAUUUUCGCGCAUUUUUGAUAUGUUGUUACAUACAUGUCAAAGUGUUUUUAAGAGGUUUCAAAAGUUGAGACAAGUUCUCUGCAAAAAAGUUACAUUCAAUAUGGUACCUUACAAGGGAAGUCGUUCAGAUCGCAAAUGAGUUGAGCUAUGGGACCGGUAUAUUCUGAUUCUCCAUAUUCGAAAACGGUAAGAGCUAAAACAGUUUUUCCGUCUGGGCCCUAGUUUUCGAGAAAAUCGACCGUAAAGUUUGAUCGGAAACUCUGCUAAAUAGUCCUCGCUCCGAAAGGCCUUUGAAACAAGAGCCAAAUGGCGGAGGGCGAGUGAAAACGCUCUCAAAAUUCUUUUGUCCGGGAUGCCGGGGAAGGUUCGAGUCUCGCUAGGACCAAACCCUAAUUCACAAAGCAAAAAAAAUAUUUUUCCUUUUGCGUACUUUGGAGAAAAUAUUGAAAUGCAUGUCAAAUAGGCAUAUUUCUGCGUUGAACUCAAAAAUGAAGUGUUUAUUCCUAAAAAACUAUUUGAUCUGAAAUUAUUGGGGUACACUUCACCACAAAAAACUAAAAAAAUUUUAUUUUUUAUCAUUUUCAAUAUCAGAGCUCUUUGAACAUGCCUUUCCCGGUAUCACGGACAAAAGAAUUUUGAGAGCGUUUUCACUCGCCCUCCGCCAUUUGGCUCUUGAUCCAAAAGUCUUUUGGAGCGAGGACUAUUUAGCGGGGUCUCCAGUCAAACUUUACGGUCGAUUUUCUCGAAAACCAGGGCCCAUACGGAAAAUUUGUUUUAACUCUUACCGUUCUCGAAUAUGGAGAAUCAGAAUAUACCGGUCCCAUAGCUCAACUCAUUUGCGAUCUGAACGACUUCCCUUGUUAGUAUUUUUCAAAGUAGUCGAAGGCAACAUCCUACGGCAAAGUUGUCAAUUAUGAAAAUGUUCCCCAUGGUCAAAAACGUAGAACAGGAAGGUUUUGUGCUUUUACUCCUCCGGGUUUUUACACACGAACCCAAUCUUUGUGAAAAUUGUACCUACAGUAACCCCCGUAUACGGUAAUUUCCGAAACUAAAAAUUCGUGCUGACGUUCACCUAUCAUAGUACAACAACUAUGCAAAAUAUCAAAAGAUCCUGAGUUGGUCGUUUUUUUGAAAUGUCCGGCCCUUGUUAUGAGAAACUUCAAUCUGUAAAAAACUCUCUUUUAAGAACAAAGCAACAAUCAAAAAAUGAACAAAAUUUUCGAGAUUAAUAACAAUAAAUCCAUUUCAUGGUUCAGGUGGUAUUGCUAAGCCUCAUGUUUUGUUUUUUCCCGGUUCCGAAAGUGUCACUUUCCGGAAUUGUCCAAAUUCCGGAAAUGUUUUGACGCGUAUUUUUCGUGACCCCAAAACAAAACUUUUGUCACAAAAUGUUAUAUAAGAGUAAAUUUAUUUUAGAAAAUUGCCGAUGACAAUUUAUGGAGAAUCACAGAUCCAGAAUUGGUAGGCAGACUAAUAUCUGAUGCUCUGCAGAAAACAAACCCGGAUUCUGUUCGGAAAGCCAAGGCUGGGAAGUUGAAACAUUUCAAUCGAAUUCGUAAUCGGAUAAUUGUGGAUUCUCAAAGACGCAUUGGAAUCGACCAGAUUGAGAUGGCGUUGAAAGAAAGAUUAGGUGAAUUAUAA
Bursaphelenchus xylophilus (pine wood nematode) is the source of this 4868-nucleotide messenger RNA. NCBI's taxonomy places the organism in Eukaryota, Metazoa, Nematoda, Chromadorea, Rhabditida, Aphelenchoididae. The record is from the annotation of a GenBank genome assembly.